Messenger RNA from Mandrillus leucophaeus (drill), 411 nucleotides. Its product is annotated as chromosome unknown open reading frame, human C2orf91. Lineage: Eukaryota; Metazoa; Chordata; Mammalia; Primates; Cercopithecidae. The record is from RefSeq and is a predicted model, not a curated record.
AGAGCUCGCACACGGUGAGGAUGUCCAGACCAUUAUUCCUCGAUUGGCCCUGGAGACCCCUCUGCAGCCCCUCCCAAUCUCUCCCACUGACCCAUGGACCAGAAGACUGGAUUUUGCAAUGGAAGGGAAAUUGCAGGCAGCAGACAGCUCUGCACUGUCCCUUUGGCUUUCCUCAGGCACCUCUGAGAGAGAGACAGCCUCUCAGCCAAGUACCCAACAAGGGACAUGAGAAGGCUUCUGCUGUGCAGCUGCCAGAGAACGGGACAGAUCAAAGCAGGAGAGGACCAACAUCUGCAGUAACCAAAGCAAGGACAAGUUACCCCGAGUCAGAAAUCUUCAUUGUGUAUCUGUGCAGUUACUUUUGGAACUCAAGUGAAGGACUUUACAUGUCAGGUUCCACCUGAAUUCCUU